Molecule: messenger RNA, 2330 nt
Organism: Indicator indicator
Lineage: Eukaryota; Metazoa; Chordata; Aves; Piciformes; Indicatoridae
Gene: NGLY1
Product: N-glycanase 1
Exons: 12
Coding region: 1-1968 (655 amino acids)
Biological process (GO): protein quality control for misfolded or incompletely synthesized proteins; glycoprotein catabolic process; protein deglycosylation
Cellular component (GO): nucleus; cytoplasm; cytosol
Molecular function (GO): peptide-N4-(N-acetyl-beta-glucosaminyl)asparagine amidase activity
Source: RefSeq, a predicted model, not a curated record
AUGGUGGCUGCCGUGGGAUUCUCUUCCUCGGCGGCUUCCCCCGCUGUCAGCGAGCUCUGCCAGAACGGGCGGGAGAUCUUCCUGGAGGCCUCGCGGCUGCUUCUUACCUACGCAGACAAUAUCCUCUGGAAUCCUUAUGAAGAAAAAUACAGAUUUAUUCGAAUUGGAAAUCCAGCAUUUUCCACGAGGCUGUUGCCAGUCAGAGGGGCAGUUGAGUGUUUAUUUGAGAUGGGAUUUGAAGAGGGAGAAACUCACCUGGUUUUCCCCAAGGAAGCUUCAAUUGAACAGCUACGUAAAAUCAGAGACUUAAUUGCUGGAGAGAGGAGCAGCAGACUGAAUGAGUCACAUCAAAACUGUGUAUCAGGAUCCUCUCAAACUGUGACCAGUGUUCACACAGUUGCACAUCAGCCUUCAAGACCUGCUGAUGCUGUUCUUGCCCUUGCCCGUCAGCAACCAGAAACACCACCUGUGCAAUCUCUUGAAAUGAUCCUUUUGCAGGCUGCAAAUAUUUUGAAAACACUUCAAACAAAAUUUGAACACCUUGUAUUGAUGCAUGAGAAUCCUUCCAUUCAGCAGAAAGCAUUAGCUUCAAUUCCCCUCCGGCAAUUGAAAAGGAAGGCUCAGGAAAAGCUAGCACGAGCUAUGGGACUGGACAAAGGUGCACACAUAAAUGAAGAGGACUUCUUAUUGUUGGAGCUUUUAGAGUGGUUUAAGAAUGACUUUUUUCAAUGGGUAGAUAAUCUUCGUUGCAGGAGGUGUGGUGGACAGACAGAGCCUAAAAGUGACUACCUAUUGCCUACUGAUGAUGAGCUCAGAUGGAAUGCCAGUCGGGUGGAAAACCAUUACUGUAACCAGUGUCAGCUCUGUAAUAGAUUCCCAAGGUAUAACAACCCUGAGAAACUCUUGGAAACCAGAUGUGGACGCUGUGGGGAGUGGGCUAACUGUUUUACACUAUGCUGCAGAGCUGUUGGUUUUGAAGCUAGAUACAUCUGGGACUGUACAGAUCAUCUAUGGACUGAAGUAUAUUCUUCAUCUCAGAAAAGAUGGCUUCACUGUGAUCCCUGUGAAAAUGCCUGUGAUAAACCUCUUCUCUAUGAAACUGGGUGGGGAAAGAAGCUCUCCUACAUAAUUGCGUUCUCCAAAGAUGAGGUUGUUGAUGUCACCUGGAGAUACAGCUGUAAACAUGAAGAAGUACUGUCUAGAAGGAAAGCACUCAGUGAGGCUACACUACGUGCAACUAUUAAUGCACUAAACAGAAAGAGACAACGAUCUUUGUCAGAAAACAGAAAAAGAGAGCUCUUAGAAAGAACCAUUGUAGAGCUUGUUGAAUUCAUUUCUCCUAAAACACCAAAACCCGGAGAAUAUGGUGGAAGAACAUCGGGUUCAAUGGCUUGGCGAGUAGCCAGAGGUGAAAUUGGUUCAGAGACAAGAAAAGAAGUACUUUUUAUUCCUUCUGAAAAAGAGAAGACAUCUAAACGCUUCCACCUCGUCUACAAUAUAGUAGAAGAUAGUUAUACUCGGAUUUCCAAUAAUAAUGAAAAAAUAAGUGGCUGGGAAGCAGGUGUUUGGAAGGCAGAGUCCAUCUGGAGGAAGAUUGAAACAGAUUGGAAAGUAGUUUACCUAGCCCGAAAAGAAGGGUCAUCCUCUGCUUGCAUCAGCUGGAAGUUUGAGUGCCAGUCAGUCGGCCUAAAGAUAGAUAAUGUUUCAGUUAGGACAAGCAGUCAGACGUUUCAGAGUGGAAUAAUAAAGUGGAAACUUUGCUCUCCAACAGCAGAAAUACCUCUGACAGGAGAUAAAAAUCUUUGCUCCUACUCGGAUUUUUCUGGUGCAACAGAAGUUACAUUGGAAGCUGUUCUAAUAGGAGGGGAUGGUGAAGUUGCAUGGCAACACACACAGUUGUUUAGAGAGAGCUUAACAGGAUAUGGAGAAAAUUGCUUGGAGAUAAUUGUAAACCUCAGUGACCUCUGAGAACCUGAAUUGAGGAGAUGUACUGUGGAUCCCCUGAAGAUGUUAUACCACGGGUAGGACAUGAAGAUUUGGAUGGUGGUUCCUGUUCAUCCUGCUGGCAGCUUAUUUUCUGUCUCACUGCUUCCAUUUAAUCAGCUUGAAACUGUACGUGUAUUGAAUAAGUAAACAUCACAAUGGAAACCUCUCCCCUUAAAAAACAAACCCCAAAAUUAAGGGAUUGAACUAUAUUAAAUAGCAUUUUCUUCAACUUUGUGAUUAAACAGAAACAGUUUUUAGUGAGCAAAGCAUCAUAAAUGCACAGAGCAAUUGUAAUUGCUUUUAAUUUGGAGUUUUAGGGUUGGUUUGCUGAGGUUAUUUUAUAA